This is a messenger RNA of Setaria italica (foxtail millet), 1789 nucleotides long. RefSeq names its product CAX-interacting protein 4. Gene Ontology annotation, molecular function: zinc ion binding; nucleic acid binding. NCBI's taxonomy places the organism in Eukaryota, Viridiplantae, Streptophyta, Magnoliopsida, Poales, Poaceae. The transcript has 2 exons. The coding region runs from base 109 to 1245 and encodes 378 amino acids. The record is from RefSeq and is a predicted model, not a curated record.
GGACGGGCCGACGCGUUCCCCAAUCGAAGCCCAAAUCAAUUCCCCUCCCCUCCUACCAAACCCUAACCCUACCCCUACCCCGGCGAGCGCGACCCGCGGCGAUCCAAGAUGCCGGCGACGGCGGGGCGGGUCCGCAUGCCGGCGAACAACCGCGUGCACAGCAGCGCGGCGCUGCAGACGCACGGCAUCUGGCAGAGCGCCAUCGGCUACGACCCCUACGCGCCCGAGAACAACAAGCAGCAGCAGCCGGGCCGCCCCUCCUCCUCCGUCUCCGCCAACGCCGCAGCCGCGGCCGCCAACGAUGCCGCGGCCAGCGCCGCCGCCGCCGCCAGCGCCUCGUCCGGAUCCGGGGCGGGGGACGGCAACGCCUACACCAGCUUCCAGGGCCUCCUCGCGCUCGCGCGCAUCACCGGCUCCCACUCCGACGAGACCCGCGGCUCCUGCAAGAGGUGCGGCCGCGUCGGCCACCUCACCUUCCAGUGCCGCAACUUCCUCUCCGUCAAGGACCUCGACCUCGACUACGCGGACGCCGAGGCCGCGGCGCAGGCGGCCGCGCUGGCCAAGUUUAGGGAGAUUAAGAAGAAGGCUGCUGUGGGUGGGGACGCGGAUGGGGUUUCUGAUGAUGAGGAAGAGGAGGACGAUGACAGCGAUUCCUCUGAUUCGGAUGUCGACCCUGAGCUGGAGAAGAUAAUCGCUGAGCGCGAGCGUGCCAGGAAUGGGGGAAGGAGGUCCAAGGAGGAAGAGAAGAAGUCGAGCCACCACCGUAGGAGCAGAAGCAGCAAGAGAAAAUCGAAGCACGCAAGGAGCAGGAAGAGUGAUGACAGUGAGGAGGAAGGCACACGAGGCAGGGAGAAGAAGAAGAGAGCCAGCCGAUCGAAAAAACAUGAGAGAUCAGAUGAGGACAGCAGCGAUAGUGACUCCGAUAGGAAGAGGCACAGGAAGAGCAGGAAGGACAGGAACAGGCACAAGAGCCACCGCAGGAGUGUUGACUCGUCAGAUGAGGAGGAUGUGUCUGGAGGUGAAGAAAGGAGGCGCCGCCGCCGCCACCACAAGCGGCGCCAUCACAAGAGGGAUGCAUCUGACAGUGACACUGGUGGCAGCGAGUCCGCAGAUGAGAAGAAGCGAUCCGGCAAGAGGAGGAGGCACCGCAGGUCAGAGAACAAUGGGUUGGAUGAGGACGAGCGACAUGGUCAUCGGGGAGCAAAGCGUUCUGAGGAGAAGAGCAGGGACCGCAAGAAGAACUAGAGAGGAGCAUUAAAUUGGUUUGUAUGCUGAGGAAGUCCGAGAGAUGCUGGUGGAGCAAGUGACAGGGCGUCCCGGGCAAGGAAGAAGAUCAAGUUACCGUUUCUGUGGGAGAAUUUUGUGUCCAGUUUCUUCAGUGGUUUGCUGUUGGUGGUCCUGUGUUCUGGCGUGUACUCUGGCUGUUUGACAUUUGUAUUAGUCUAAACGUGGCUCAUCCGCUGUACAUCUGAAUCAGAUGUGGUAACUAGUUGGUAGAUAGGGGGAUAGGGAUUCAAGUCUCGUAUCUGUCUGCUGUAGCUCUCCUAUUCUUUUUAAAUAAUGGGAAUGGGGACAUCCUAGGUUCGAAACAAAUACUAGAAGCUGUUGCUGUAUCAUUGCAGUGUUGUAUCAGUAUUAUUGCCAUAGCAUGGUAAUAUUAGGAGCCAUUGGUUGGUAAACUGCUGCAGAGAUUGAAUCGUGGCUCUACUAGGUUUCUCUACACUGGUAGUGUGCUGAGAAGCAUGAUGGGUAAAACAAAGUCAAAUAGUUUGCCAUUGAACAUUUUGUU